This is a messenger RNA of Caenorhabditis remanei, 516 nucleotides long. RefSeq lists its product as uncharacterized. The record is from RefSeq and is a predicted model, not a curated record. Gene Ontology annotation, biological process: sensory perception of chemical stimulus. The transcript has 5 exons. The coding region runs from base 1 to 516 and encodes 171 amino acids. NCBI's taxonomy places the organism in Eukaryota, Metazoa, Nematoda, Chromadorea, Rhabditida, Rhabditidae. Gene Ontology annotation, cellular component: membrane.
AUGCUUCUCGUGUGUUUUGCACUUCCAUGUGUAGCAAUCGAGAGAUGUCUUGCCACUUGGUUGGUCAGAGACUAUGAACAGAAAUCGAGGGCAUUUAUAUCGGUGACUCUGAUCCUCAUAUCGGAAAUUCUAGCCACGAUUGGAGCAUAUACUGUAACUUUUAAAAUAGUUGGAGUAUUCUAUAUGGCUGUGACUGCUGGAGUCUUGCAAACGGUUUCAUAUGGGAUAGUGAGAGUAGCGCAGCAACGGACAAAAUAUAUCAAGAAGAAAUGUGAGAGAAGCCAUCAAUUCUAUAGUUUAUCAGUGAAAUUUCAGAUAACUGAGAAUGUGAAAUCAUUUCGGGUAAUUCACAUUCUUGUUGUGGAAGUUGCUCUGAUGAUUCUAACUGCAUCGAUUACGAUUGCAUUAGCAGGACUAAAUUUGAAACCCAUUAUUCAUCUGUACUGCAGUAUUCUGCAUCAAACCGCACUGGUUCAGAAGACUACUCCGUCUGAUUCCGUUCCGCCUGAAGCAUAG